Malania oleifera is the source of this 3184-nucleotide messenger RNA. RefSeq names its product BTB/POZ domain and ankyrin repeat-containing protein NPR1-like. The transcript has 4 exons. Gene Ontology annotation, cellular component: nucleus. The record is from RefSeq and is a predicted model, not a curated record. Bases 1173 to 2924 code for a protein of 583 amino acids. Gene Ontology annotation, biological process: regulation of jasmonic acid mediated signaling pathway; systemic acquired resistance, salicylic acid mediated signaling pathway; defense response to bacterium. Gene Ontology annotation, molecular function: protein binding. NCBI's taxonomy places the organism in Eukaryota, Viridiplantae, Streptophyta, Magnoliopsida, Santalales, Ximeniaceae.
AUGUUAGACGCAAGCAAGGCCCAGCGAUGAAGAGUGACGCCACCUUGUGCGUCACCGAAACGACUUCACCUCCUCACGACGCAUAGGACCAAAACGACUUCUCUUCUCUCCCUCUUCCUCCGAAGUAUAUGCCGACAAAUCCCCCCUUCUUCCGCUGCUCUCUCUCUCUCUCUCUCUCUUCCACUUCUGAAAGCGAACAAUGAAAUUUCCAUGAAAGUUUGCGACGUGGUGAUGUUUUCCUCUCAGCCUCGCGCCCUCCCCCUUCUGUCACCCUUCUAUAGCGUAUGCGCCACUCUCUGCGGUUGUCUGCACUGUAGGCUGUAAAAUUCAUUCAUCUUUCAUGGAUUUGGUUGGAUCUAUCGGAAAUAUUGGUAGUCGGGUGGGCGAUUUUGGAGCUUGUCUACUUGGGAUUGGAUGCUCAUCGUAGUUUGGGAGGUUUUGCUUGAAAUUCAACUGAAAUUUGGAGUGGUUUCCUUGUCUCCUGGAGUGAAUUUUUUUGGGUGAUGCUAAUUUUCAGGGAACCUGAGAAGCCACGGUUUUAGGAUCAUUUUUGGUUUUCUAAAAUUUUUACUGGGACCUUUUUGUCAGAUUUUUAUUUGUCAUCAUUCUGCGAAUUCCGGGAAGCUUCGGCUUUUCUUCAGUUUUUGCAUAUCUCGUAAAUCCCCUGUAAUUUCUGAUUUGAUGGCUUUUUGAAACUAUUGUAGGAGUAUGUUCUGGUUCUACAAAUAUAUUAGGAUGGGUGUUCAGGCGAUUGCCACAGAGAAUUUGAUUCCAUAACUCUGAUUCACUUCAUGGAAGUUUGUGAAUGGGGGGUUAUGUUUUUAGAUUAAUUGAAUUCUUCCCUCUUCGUUAUUUCUGUGCUAUCUAUGGUGGCCUAAUAGAAUAAAAAACAUAGCUUUUUUCUUUGGUUUUCUUGUUUGUCUUGUAAAUUACCUUGGAUGCCAUAUCUAUAAUUUAUUAUGAGUAUUUUUGUCUCAAUAUCUUUGGUUUUCAUAACUGAGGGAUCAAUGCCAAUGAUUUAGGAUUCGUUUGGUAAGAGCAUAGUGAAUCGGUUGAAUUGGUCUACAGUUAUCCAUGUUCCCGGUCUUCCAUUUUGAAUACGAAUCUGCUUUAGAUUUUGUGUGUGGAUCGAUCUAAAUGUAUAAUAGCAUCCACAAGUAGGACUAUUGGCAAUGGCAAAUUCGACUGAGCCAUCAUCAUCCUUGAGCUUUACUUCGUCUUCCCAUAUUUCGAGUGGUUCUGCUAGCCAAAACAUAUCUGCUUCCUCUGGCUCUGAGGCAGGGUCUAAUCUUGAAAUCAUCAGCUUAAGCAAGCUUAGCUCUAAUUUGGAGCAGCUCUUGGUUGAUUCUGGUUGCGAUUAUAACGAUGCAGUGAUUAUGGUUGAUGGUGUUCCAGUGGGUGUUCACAGAUGUAUUCUCGCGGCUAGGAGUAAAUUUUUCUAUGAUCUUUUUAAAAAGGACAAGGGUUCCUUUGGGAAGGAUGAUAAACCAAAGUAUUGUAUGAGUAAUUUGCUACCAUACGGUCAUGUUGGAUAUGAAGCCUUUCUUAUUUUCUUGAGCUAUUUGUAUACGGGAAAGCUAAGGCCUUCUCCUCCAGCGGUGUCAACAUGUGUUGAUACUGCGUGUGCCCAUGAUGCAUGCAGACCUGCAAUUACUUUUUCCGUGGAGUUGAUGUAUGUCUCUUCCAUUUUUCAGGUACCAGAGCUGGUUUCGCUUUUCCAGCGGCGUCUUCUCAACUUUGUUGAGAAAGCUGAUGCGGCAGAUGUUAUCCCAAUACUCGUGGUUGCCUUCCAUUGUCAAUCUAAUCAGCUUGUCACUCAGUGUGUCCAUAGAGUAGCACGAUCAGAUCUUGACAGUAUCUCCCUGGAGAAAGAGCUGCCAUAUGAAGUUGCUGAGGACAUUAAGUUGAUCCGCCUAAAGUCUCAGCUACAUGAUGAAGAUAAUAAGGUAGCUAUGGACCCCUUGCAUGAAAAGAGAAUUAGAAGAAUACACAAGGCAUUGGACUCGGAUGAUGUGGAACUGGUGAGACUUCUUCUGAGUGAGUCUGAGAUAACACUAGAUGAAGCCUAUGCACUCCACUAUGCUGCAGCCUACUGUGAUCCUAAGGUCGUGUCUGAGGUGCUAGCUAUGGGUCUUGCUGAUGUCAAUCUUAGGAACGUGAGGGGGUACACAGUGCUUCAUGUUGCUGCUGUGCGCAAGGAGCCAUCUGUGAUAGUUUCACUUCUGACAAAGGAGGCAUGUGCCUCAGAAACAACAUCAGAUGGACAGAGUGCUGUUGGUAUCUGUCGUAGGUUGACAAGGCCAAAGGAUUAUCAUGCAAAAACAGAACAAGGGCAGGAAGCAAACAAGGACCGAGUAUGCAUUGAUAUCUUGGAGAGAGAGAUGCGGAGAAACCCAAUGGUUGGAGAUUCAUCAAUCUCUUCCCCAUUAAUGGCUGAUGAUCUGCACAUGAAGCUGUUGUACCUGGAAAACAGAGUGGCAUUUGCACGAUUAUUCUUCCCUCUUGAAGCGAAGUUAGCGAUGGAGAUUGCCCAUGCUGAGACAACAUCAGAGUUUGCAGGUCUUUCUGCGGCAAAGGGUUCAGGUGGGAACAUUAGGGAAGUUGAUUUGAAUGAAACACCCAUAAUGCAGAGCAAAAGAUUCCAUUCUAGGAUGGAAGCCCUUCUCAAAACAGUGGAGAUGGGGGGACGGUAUUUUCCUCAUUGCUCACAAGUGCUAGAUAAGUUCAUGGAGGAUGACUUGCCUGAUUUGUUCUACCUUGAGAAAGGCACUCCAGAUGAGCAAAGAAUCAAGAGAAUGCGCUUCAUGGAGCUCAAGGAGGAUGUUCAGAGGGCAUUUAACAAGGACAAAGCCGAGAUUGAUCGCUCUGGGCUGUCUUCUUCCUCAUCCUCAUCAUCAUUUAAACGGUGUAAAUUACAAGGUUAAGGGGGUUUUGAAGAUUACAUAAAAAAAGAAAAAUAUGGCCAGGUUAUGCAGUUUUUUGGUUUUUUAUGCGAACUUCCCAAGUGUUGGUUCUUUUAUGUAAAACUUUUGAAAGGUGCAAAAUUACCCCAUGAACAUCAUUUUCUUAGAUUAUCAGGCAGGCAAACCCUUGUAUGUUCUGCAUUUCAAACAUGUAUGAUGUAUAAUCCUUUUUGGAGAAGUUUAGAAUUUAAGAAUGAGUAUGUUUUCACCAGUUUCACAAA